AUGAUUGUUCAGGUAAUUUGUACUGUUUGUUUCUUGGCAGUAAAUACAUUUUAUAUUAGAUCUUCUUUUGAUUUCCUGAAAGCAGAUGACAUGGGUGAGAUUAACCAGACACUUGUGUCAGAAUUUUUUCUUCUGGGUCUUCCUGGAUACCCAAAGAUUGAGAUUGUUUACUUUGCUCUCAUUCUAGUUAUGUACCUAGUGAUUCUAAUUGGCAAUGGUGUUCUAAUCAUAGCCAGCAUCUUUGAUUCUCGUCUUCACACACCCAUGUAGUUCUUCCUGGGCAACUUCUCUUUCCUGGAUAUCUGCUAUACAUCCUUCUCUAUUCCCUCAACAUCGGUGAGCUUAAUCUCAAAGAAAAGAAACAUUUCCUUCUCUGGAUGUGCAGUGCAGAUGUUCUUUGGGUUUGCAAUGGGGUCAACAGAAUGUCUGCUUCUUGGCAUGAUGGCAUUUGAUCAUUAUGUGGCCAUCUGCAACCCACUGAGAUACCCCAUCAUCCUGAGCAAGGUGUCGUAUGUAUUGAUGGCUUCUGUGUCCUGGCUCUCCAGCGGAAUCAAUUCAGUUCUGCAAACAUUACUUGCCAUGAAACUGCCUUUCUGUGGGAAUAAUAUUAUCAAUCAUUUCACAUGUGAAAUAUUAGCUGUCCUCAAGCUAGCCUGUGCUGAUAUAUCCCUCAAUAUUAUCACCAUGGUGAUAUCAAAUAUGGCCUUCCUGGUUCUUCCGCUGAUGGUCAUUUUUUUCUCCUAUAUGUUCAUCCUCUACACCAUCUUGCAAAUGAACUCAGCCACAGGAAGACGCAAGGCAUUUUCCAUGUGCUCAGCUCACCUGACUGUGGUGAUCAUAUUUUAUGGUACCAUCUUCUUUAUGUAUGCAAAACCACAGUCUCAAGACUUGAUUGGGGAAGAAAAAUUGCAAGCAUCAGACAAGCUCAUUUCUCUGUUUUAUGGGGUAGUGACGCCCAUGCUGAAUCCUAUAAUCUAUAGCUUGAGAAAUAAGGAUAUAAAAGCUGCUGUAAAAUAUUUGCUGAACAAAAAACCAAUUCACUAA
Molecule: messenger RNA, 1044 nt
Organism: Pongo pygmaeus (Bornean orangutan)
Lineage: Eukaryota; Metazoa; Chordata; Mammalia; Primates; Hominidae
Product: olfactory receptor 13C3-like
Exons: 1
Biological process (GO): G protein-coupled receptor signaling pathway
Cellular component (GO): membrane
Molecular function (GO): G protein-coupled receptor activity; olfactory receptor activity
Source: RefSeq, a predicted model, not a curated record